Messenger RNA from Cinara cedri, 6471 nucleotides. The record is from the annotation of a GenBank genome assembly. NCBI's taxonomy places the organism in Eukaryota, Metazoa, Arthropoda, Insecta, Hemiptera, Aphididae.
GUCCAUGGUAGUUGACUGGUCGUGUGUAUUCGGUAUCGGUAAAACCAUAGUUGCUGAUUAAAAUAACGGAAUUCUCACCAAUAAAUUAUCUUGUAGGGUAAUAGAAUAACAAAUUUAUAUUAUUUUAUUUUUACAAAUUGAAAUUUUAGAUUUAAAAAUAUCUCCUAUGUUAUGGUUGCUCUAAAUAUAUCACAAAAUUUUAAUCGCUUUUAAUCAAUAAAUACCAACUACAUUUUCAGUAACUAAAUACGAAAAAAGUAAAAACACUGCCUAAAUGUAAGUAUUACUGUAAAACAGUUCAUGAUUUUAUCAUUGUCUAUUAAAUUACAUAACAAUUUUUCGUUUGUUUGUUAAAUGUUCUAUUUAUUUUUUUUUUUUACUUCAUAAUUGAUUUUAAAUUCACUCACUGAUUUGAAUUAUAUUAGACAAUAUGGAUGAAAGUAUAUCGGAUCAAGAACUACGACAGCGUUUGUCAACAUUUAAUACUGUAGUACCGCCAGUCACCAAUACUACGAGAAGAUUAUUAUUAAAAAAACUUGAAGACCUAGAAAACAAACAAUCUAGCCAAAUUGACUUGCCCAAAACUAACUUCCAUUUGAUGAAUGUUUCAAGUUGGAAUAAUUCUGCUACUGAAGAUGAAGAUCAAAAUUCAUAUUUGUUACCAGGUUUGUUCUUUAUGAUUUUUAAGUAUUUUAAUAGACUUAUAAACUGUUUGCUAUUCAUUAUAAUUUUAUUUAUUAAAUUCACAGAUAAUAAACACUUUUCAAACAAAUUACCUGAAACACAGACUGAAAAAAAAAUACCUAGCUUUUAUAACUCUAAUGUAAGUAUAUCAUCAAGGGAACCCGUAAUUCGAAGUCCUCGAUCAAAUCCUAUUACAGAAACUCCAUAUGCUGAUAAGGCUAUACAAAGGUGGAAAGAAAAAAUGAUGAAUCAGUCACAGAGUAAGCUUAUUCUUAUAAAUUUUAAAUUUUUUAAAAAGAAAAUUUAAAGAUGAAUUUAUUGAUCCACCUUUUUUAUAGUCUAAAAACUAAUUAAUUUAUAAAAUUUACUCUUGUAUUAUGUUAAAAAAAAAAAAAAUUUACUUAUUUUGUGAAAAUACACUGGACUCUAUAAUAAUUUGUUUCAUACAAAACAUAUCGUGUAAUAACCAUAAAUAAUUUUAUAUUAACACAUUCUAUUAAUUCCAAUAGAAAAAUAUGAACUGGAUUGAUCAGCUAGCCCUCCUUAGUUCUACUUAAAAAUUAUAAAGUUUACUGUCUACUUUACAAUCUACUGUCAAUUGUAAUCAUCAAUAUUAGACUAGUAUUGUUCCUCUUGAAUACUUAUACUAAAUUAUAAAAUAUUAUGGUUAUUGUUUUUACUAGAAUUAAUAGAUUAGACAGAUAACCAUACAAAUUUUUGAACAUAUUAAAAAAGUAAUAUCUAAUCACAUAUAGUACAGUUUAAUAUUGUUAUUAAUCAUUAAUCAAAUGAUUUAUACAAUUCAAAUCAUUUAACUAUCUAUAAAUAAUUGUAUACUAAAAAUAUAUUUUUAAGGGACUUAAUACAAUUUUAAAAUAAUACGGUGAUGUAUAAAUGUAUUAAUUAUUAAUGUUACAGAUAAAACUGAUUCAUCACCAAAUGUACAUUUUCCAACUGCUGUUACAUCAGUUUAUUCCCAAAAUUCAAGGUUUGUAAAAUCUACAAACAUAAAAUAAAUGACACAUAAGGUAUUGUAAUUUUUUUUUUUUUUUUAUUUAGAAGGUAUAUUCAACCUACACAACAAAAACAUCCGGUGAAUGGCUAUACAAGAAACACUCAAUAUAUCAUAUUACUUUUUGUUGGAUUUUUUUUUGUUAUUUUUGGAUUAUAUUUCACUUCAAUACAAUCGAGUACAGUUGUAUUUCCUUCAGGUAAAUAUAUAUUUUUCAAUUGUAAUUAUUUUAUUAUAGUUACUGUAAUUAUUAUUUGAAAUUUAAAUGUUUCACUGACCAAAAUUAAGUCAACAAUAUAACUUCUGUAAUACAACUUUUAAGAUAGAAUUUAGUAGACCUAUAUUAUAAUCUUUUAUCGGGAUUACAUUUAAUAAGUAAUAUUGUAUUUACAAUAAUUUUCCUGUAUACAUACUUUAUAGCAUUUAUUUUUUUUUAUUUAAAUUAAUAUUUAUAAUUUAUGAACAACUUUCAAACAACACUAUAUUUCAUUUCAUUAUUAAAAUGUAUUUUUACUUCAAUUUUAUUUAAUUGGCUAAAAACAAAUAUAUUAAAUAGGAAUUAUUAAUAAUUAUAUGACAAAUGUUUUAAACUUUGUACUAAAAUAAAUACAUAAAAUAAUUAUUAUUUUUACUUAAAGUAAACUUAGUUUAAUACAAUAAACUGUAAAAAAAGCAAAGGUUCAAAUCAAGAAUUAUCCUAUUUAUGUUGGUCUUAUAAUAAUAUUAUCUAAAAAAUACGUCUAUAGAUUUAAAUUAUUUUAUAACUAUUUUUCUUAAUUCAUUAUUUAUAAAUAACUUUUCCAAUACAGAAUUAAUGUUAAAGGUUAUAUUCAAACAAUUUUAUAUUAUUUGUUUCUUUUUAAUUUUGAUUAAUUUAAUUUUUAGGUAUGUUGAACUCUUUAUGUGCCAAAAAAAAUCUCCAGGGAACUGAUUGUAGUAAAGAACAAGAAAAAGUACAACGUUUGUAUAACUCGUUGGUAUCACAAGUUCAAGAUAAAUAUAUAAAACAACAAUGCGACAAUUCAGAUAUUGAGCCAACUAUUGAUAAACAAACUGUAUUCGAAUAUUUUAUGAUAAAUGAAAAUACACCAUCUAGGGAAAUUGAAGAACUGGUUGAACUAUUUAAAAGCAUUGCAAAAACCUAUUCCGAUUCUCCUAUUGGAUUUGAUAAAUCAUUUUAUAUUAAUGUGCAACCAAAUUUACCCAUUUUAUGUGCAAUUAAACAUAUCUUUGCCAAUAUGUUUUACUUAGUUGUAUGGCUAGGAAUCGGUAAGUUACCACAAAUGUUUAAAGGUACUUUUUGAAAAUAUAAUAUUAUAAAUUGUGUAUAUGUAUGUUUAAUAUACAUAAAUCUUCAGAAAAAAAAUUAUUGAUUUUAUUUUAAAACUUAAUUAUUUGUGCUUGUAUGUAUAUAUUAUUUUGUAGUGGCAACAUCUAUUGUAAGUCUUUAUUUUGGAAUAUGCUACGUAACAACAAAAAGUGAAAAAUAUAAACAGGAAGUUAAUCAAUUAGUUGAAAAUACAAUUGAUUUAUUGAAACAACAAGCACAAUAUCGACCUAAUGAAGGUUAUUUACCUAUUAUACACAUACGUGAUCAACUAAUUCCACCUAAUGAGAGACCAAGUAAAUAUAUAUUAUUUAUUUUUAUAUUUAACCAAAAACACAAUUUAUUAUAUUUUGUAAUGGAAUUAUUUUAGAAAAGUCAAAAAUUUGGGCUGAAGUCGAACAGUACUUUAUUGAUUCUGAAUCAAGAGUGAGGUCUGAAGUUCAGCAAAUUGAUGGCGAAGACUACCAAGUUUGGAGAUGGGUUCAACCUAUGUCACCUAACACAGCGUAAGUAAUUUUCAAUUAAAUUGUUAAAUAAUAUUUAACAUAACUCAAUUAUCAAUUAUUCAUGAACUAUAAUUUAAUUUAAAAAUUAUUUUCAAAUGGAGACUUACACAAGUAUAGUACCUGGUUAUUUAUUAUAUUUAUCUUUACCUCCCUACUUUUAGAUUUUCUGAGGGGCUCCUUCUGAACCAAAUAAGCUGAAAAUGGGAAAUUAUAGUUAGACUGUGAAACAGCCGUCUAACAUUUAGGUUAAUAAUUUUUAAUUCAAUGCUUUUAGUAUUCAUGUCCACUGAUUGACAUGACUAACCAUUGAUUUACUGUGUUACAAUUAUUAUUAUUAUCAUUAUAGAUGUAGUGGAUGCCGCUUUAUGCUAGUCACUUUGUGCUAGUCUCAAAGUGAGUAUUAUAAAUAGAUAAACUUUAUAAGCAAAGUGGAGAAAGAAACAUUAUUUUGUUAAUUUAAUUUUUUUUAUUUUAGUUUUACAUAUUACAUAUAUAUUAUUUAUUAGAAAAUUUGUUAUUUUAUAAAAUGAUGGUGUUGAAAUUAAAAUAACAACUAAUUGUACUACAACUUUAACAACAUACAUUACAAAACUGUGAAAUGCAGUAACUGUGACAGUUAAUCAAGAGUACAUUUCUACCUUACACUACAAUAAUAAUAAUUGUGAUAAACAUAAAGUGUAAUAAGAUAUGAAUUGAACCCACAACAUAAAAAACUUUUCAAAAUUUCAAUAUAAAUGUACAUUUUCUACCGUUUUUUUUUUAAAUAAAAUUUGAGUUUUUAACUUUUUUUCUCAUCAUUCUAUUUAAUUUGGAGUCUUAUAAGUAAAGGUCGGAUUUUUAUGAUUAUACAUAUUUGUUUCUAGUGUAUGCAGUUAAAUGGGAGUAAAGUAUCUUUACGAUUCAUGAAUCAUAGAAUUCAGAGGAAAAGUUUAUUUUGCAUAAAAAAGCAUAGUUUAGAGUUUAGACCUAAUGAUGACUUAGUUUUUUCAAAAACCAAAAAUCAUAAUCAAGGUUUCUAUUUUUUGUGUAUAUUUUUUUUAGGUAACAGAACAAAUUUUAUCUCAUUAAAUACUUAAAAUAUAUUUUGAUUAGGUAUCUAAUUUAAAACUUUAAGUAAAACUCAUGUUUCUAGAAAUUGUGUUGUUUACUUAUGUAUUUAUUUUAUUUGUCUAGAAAAAAGGUUUGGCAAGGUCAAGCAUUUGAAACUAAUGAAGGUAGUAUGAACUCUCCACAACCAAGCCCUACGUCUUGUCUUAAAAUUCGACAUAUGUUUGGACCAGACUCGUAAGUUAAAUGAUAUUAUUUUGUAGCUUCUUGUUUUCAAAUAUAUCUACUUUAGUGUAAAAUUGAAAACAUCAAGAUUUAAUAAAUAAUCAUCUAAAAACUUAAUAAUAAAUAUUUUAUAUUUUUCCUAGUAUGAUAGGACUUGAUUGUGAAACACAUAUCAAAAAUGCCAUUCUAGAAAAAUGUGAAGCUAUUGAAGUUUUGCAUCUUUCUGUUGAUCGCAACAGUCAAGAAGGGUGUGUUUAUGUUAAAUGUGCCUCUCCAACAGAAGCAGGAAAAGCAUAUAGACAGUUGCAUGGAUUUUGGUUUGAUGGUAUGUGAUUUUUAUUAUAUUAUUUAUUUUGAAACACCUCGUAGGUAUAAAACUAAAUAACAUACAUUUAUUACUUUUCUUAUUAUUUAUUAUUUAUUAAAAACAAUUAAAAUUCUAUUAAUAAUUUAUAAGUAACUACAAGAUUGAAUUUUAUGUUUCAUUGUGUAUGAUGUAUUUUAGUAUGAUAGUCAAAUUAAUUAAUAAAAAAAUAUAUUGGCAUGAUGUUAAAAUAUGUUUAAUCUUCAUAGUAUAUGGCCUGUUAUGUUAUUUAUUUAUUCUGAGGUAAUAUUCAAGGCACCUCUACAGUUGCAUUUUCAUAGGGACAAACAAAAUGUGAAAUAUUUCAUAUCAAUGCACAUUUCUGCUUUAAUCAGUAGGUAUAUACAUAAGAAUACUUCGAUUUUAGUUUUGAAAAACAAUUUGUAAUCUUCGAAACAUUUACUAAACAAUGGCCAUGUCACGAUUUUGAAAUUAUGUAUGUUUAAGUCAAUUAACACUUUGAAAAGUAUAAUAUUUAAGUAUUUAGAAGAAACGGUCAUUACUCUUUUAAAAAACAAAAAUUAGAAAAUUGAUAUUUGUUUUCAAAGUAUAUAUUAUAUAUCAUACAUCAUAUUAUUCAAAUUGUACUGUACUUAAAGAAUUAUUAUUAUAUUUGUAAUUAAAAAAAAAAAAAAAUAAUAAUAAUUUUUAUCUAACACAAAAAUGUAUGAAAUAUGAGAAACUUAGGAUACUAUAAAGCGAUUAUAUUUACAUUAUCGGAGUCAUUGGUAAAUUUAAAUUGUUUUAGGAAAAUUGGUAACUGUUAAAUUUUUACGUUUGGAGCGUUAUCAUCAAAGAUUUCCAGAUGCUGUAAACACUACAAUUCCACUUAGGCCAUCUAACAAUGAAAAACGAUCAUUGAAAUAAAUUAUAUUGUUAUAUAUAUAAACAUAUUUUUGUCACUAUCAUGGUUGUUUCAAUUAAAAGAAAAACACUAUUUUUUAAUAAAGUUGGUGAACUGUAUUGCUAGUUCUUCAUGUUGUUACUUUUAUUAUUUCUAUAAGGAAAAAACCUUAAAACUUACUAUGAAGUAAUAUUGUUUUGUUUAUUAUUAUUAUAAUAAUUAUUUCAUUUUUUACCUCCUGUAUUUCUGAAAUGAAGUCUUAAGAUAUCAAAUAUAUUUUUAUAACUAAUAUAUUGAAUUUAAAUAAUUUUUCCGUGUAAUAUUAUAUUAAUACUACAAUUGAAUUGUUUGUAGCAUUAUAAUAUUAUUCACUAUUGUUAUAUUGUAUUCUAACCCAAUAAAAUUGAGUUAAUACAUUUUUUUUUUAUUAUGUUUUUUAAUCAUUAAACUUAUGAAUAACAC